GUGCACCAGUGCACGGGGUGGCCGGUAGUUUGAGACGCCGGAGACCCCGCUGUAUCCCCGGGGAGCGGAGCUGCAGUCCCCCGCUGAGCUCUCCCUCGCCUCGGCCGUGUUUUCCGGCGGUGUUGGGGGGUGUUUGGAGUUUGUGCGGGUAGUUAAGGGUUUUUAUAAAGUUCUCCGGGUGUUUGAGGAGCGGUUCGUGGUGGAGUUGGGGGGUUUGGAGCGGGUGAAGAAGCGCUGGGCAGGGUUUCCACUGGAGAGAAGUGUGGAAGAUGGCGGUCUGGAUGCUGAGAGGAGCCGGAGCCGGAGCGGCGCUGCGGCUGUUUUCGGGCAGAUAGCGGGCUGGAAACUGCGGGGGAAUGCUCGGGUUGUGAUUAUUUCUCUUGCCGGGAAUGGUGGGCUUCUUUUCAGGUGGGAUUUUCCACCGUUUAGCCUGCAGAGACUUCAGGAGAGGCUGUUUUAUGAGCGGGACUUUGCUGGGCUAGCCGUCCGGUAACGUUGCUAGCUAGUGGACUAGAGCUACGGGGGUCUGGGAAAAAGAAGGAAAACAACGCUAAAAGUGCGUAAAAAUGUCGGAUACUAAGGUAAAAGUCGCGGUGAGAGUUCGCCCAAUGAACCGGAGAGAGAUUGAGCUCAGCACGAAAUGUGUGCUGGAAAUGGAAGAAAACCAGACAAUCCUUCACCCGCCGCCUUCAAACGCGAAAGGAGACAGCAGGAAACAGUCGAAGGUGUUCGCCUUUGACCACUGCUUCUGGUCUAUGGACGAGUCCAACGUCCCCAAAUACGCAGGACAGGAAGUGGUGUUUAAGUGCCUUGGGGAGGGAAUCCUUCAAAAUGCGUUUCAAGGAUACAACGCCUGCAUUUUCGCCUACGGACAGACAGGUUCUGGGAAGUCGUACUCGAUGAUGGGCAGUGUGGAUCAGCCUGGGUUAAUCCCGCGGCUCUGCUGCUCUCUGUUUGAGAGGGUGGGCCGCGAGGGGAACGAAACGCACUCCUUUAAGGUGGAAGUUUCCUACAUGGAGAUUUACAACGAGAAAGUGCGCGACCUUCUGGAUCCCAAAGGGAACAGACAGUCUCUGAAGGUGCGGGAGCAUAAGGUGCUCGGGCCGUAUGUGGACGGUCUGUCUCAGCUCGCCGUCACCAGCUUCGAGGAUAUUGAGAGUCUGAUGUCGGAGGGGAAUAAAUCUCGGACGGUUGCGGCGACGAAUAUGAACGAGGAGAGCAGCCGCUCACACGCCGUCUUCAGCAUCAUCAUCACCCAGACCCUAUACGACCCGCAGUCCGGGAACUCAGGUGAGAAGGUGAGUAAGGUGAGUUUGGUGGAUCUGGCGGGGAGUGAACGAGUGUCUAAGACCGGAGCAGCAGGAGAGAGACUGAAGGAGGGCAGCAACAUCAACAAGUCUCUGACGACGCUGGGCUGUGUGAUCUCGGCGCUGGCGGAUCAGUCCGCGGGAAAAGGCAAAAACAAGUUCGUCCCGUACAGAGACUCAGUACUGACCUGGCUACUGAAGGAUAAUCUGGGUGGGAACAGUAAGACGGCGAUGAUCGCUACAGUGAGUCCUGCAGCAGAUAACUAUGAAGAAACUCUGUCCACCCUGCGCUACGCCGACCGAGCUAAACGCAUCGUAAACCACGCCGUCGUCAACGAGGACCCCAACGCUCGCAUCAUCCGAGAGCUGCGGGAGGAGGUGGAGAAACUGAAGGAGCAGCUCUCGCAGGCGGAGUCUCUGAAAGCUCCGGAGCUGCAGGAGAAGCUGCAGGAGUCGGAGAAGCUCAUCCAGGAAAUGACCGUCACCUGGGAGGAGAAGCUCAGGAAGACCGAGGAGAUCGCACAGGAGAGGCAGAAGCAGUUGGAGAGUAUGGGAAUUUCUCUGGAAUCCUCAGGGAUUAAAGUGGGGGAGGAUAAGUGCUUCCUGGUCAACCUGAAUGCUGACCCCGCCCUCAACGAGCUGCUGGUCUAUUACCUGAAGGAGCACACGCUUGUGGGAGCAGAUACGUCUCAGGAUAUCCAGCUGUUUGGGAUUGGGAUCCAGCCGGAGCACUGUGUGAUAGACAUCGCUGCAGACGGAGACGUCACACUCUCACCUGUAGAGAACGCCAGAACCUGUGUGAACGGAAUGAUUGCGUACUCUCUGGUUCACCUUUGGCACGGAGACCGGAUCUUAUGGGGCAAUAAUCAUUUCUUCAGAGUGAAUCUGCCGAAGAGGAAGCGGCGGGACCGGUUAAAGGAUCUGGAUCGGGAGUCUCCGCGGGAGAGCUUCGUGGAGGUGGACGUGGAGACGGCGAGCGAAGCUUCGUCUGAGCAGGACUACAGCUAUGAGUUCGCCCAGAUGGAGGUGAUGAUGAAGACGCUGGGGAGCAACGACCCGAUGCAGAACGUGGUGCAGGUUCUGGAGAAGCAGUAUCUGGAGGAGAAGCGAACGGCUCUGGAGGAGCAGAAGCUGCGGUACGAGCGGGAGCUGGACCUCCUCCGGCAGCAGCUCUCCCCGGAGAGACCUUCCCAACACCAGCGCAGCAACAGCCUGGCCUUCCCCACACACUCCACACACAGCAAGCUCCGCCUCUGGACCGAGGAGAGGGACGAGUUAUUCAGGCAGAGUUUGUCUCGGCUGAGGGAGCAGGUGGUCCGGGCUAACACUCUAGUCAGGGAGGCCAACUUCCUGUCAGAGGAGAUGGGUAAACUGACGGAUUAUCAGGUCACCUUACAGAUCCCCGCCGCCAACCUGAGCGCCAACCGCAAGCGCGGAGCCAUCGUCAGUGAACCAGCUAUUCAGGUGCGUCGCAAAAGCAAAGGCACGCAGGUGUGGACCAUCGAGAAGCUGGAGAACAAGCUGGUGGACAUGAGGGACCAUUACAGAGAGUGGAAGGAGGGAACACAGGACGGGUGUGUGAAGCUUCACAGUAAGCAGAGUGAUCCGUUCUAUGAAGCUCAGGAGAACCACAACCUCAUCGGCGUCGCCAACGUCUUCCUGGAGUGCCUUUUCCACGACGUCAAGCUUCAGUAUGCAGUUCCCAUUAUCAGCCAGCAGGGGGAGGUAGCAGGUAGGCUGCACGUGGAGCUGAUGCGUAUAAGUGGGCCGGUUCCCGAGCGGCUGGUGGGCGGAGACGACUCGUCGGAGAACUCGAGUGAGAGCGGCAGUUACGAGGUCAUGGACACCAACGGAGAGAUCGUCCACAUGGCCAAGAAGCUCACCUGCAGGGUGAGGAUACGGGAGGCGACUGGGCUGCCGUUAAAUCUGUCUAAUUUCGUCUUCUGCCAGUACACCUUCUGGGAGCAGGCGGAGCCGGCUGUGGCCCCGCCCAUGGUCAGCCCGGAUAAACCCUCCAACCGCAGCACAGACACUCAGUUCACUGUACGGUUCGACCACUGCAAGGACUUUGUAGUUCAGGUCACCGAGGAGUUCCUGGAGUUCAUCUCAGACGGAGCGCUGGCCAUCGAGGUGUGGGGUCACCGGUGCGCUGGAAACGGAAGCUCACACUGGGAACUGGACACACUGCAGGCCAAAUCACGCACCCUCCGAGACAGGUGGAGUGAAGUAUCUCGUAGGAUCGAGUUGUGGGUCUCCAUCCAGGAGCUGAAUGAACAGGGAGUGUAUUCACCUGUGGAGCUCCACCCCAACAGAGAGGCCAGCACUGGAGGAGUGUUCCAGCUCCGACAGGGUCACUCUCGGAGGCUGCAGGUGUGUGUGAAGCCGGCGCAGCAGUCUGGAACUCUGCCUCUGCUGGUUGAGGCCGUUCUCUCCGUCUCUAUCGGCUGUGUCUCCGCCCGCUCCACCAAACUGCAGAGACCACUGGACAGCUACCAGAAGGAGGAGGAUGACGAUAUGGAUAGUUAUCAGGAGGAGGAUUUGAACUGUUUACGGGAGCGCUGGUCCGACGCCCUCAUCAAACGCCGCGAGUAUCUGGACGAACAGAUCAAGAAGAUCAUCAAUAAAUCAGAGAAGUCAGAGGAGGAUGUGGAGAGGGAGGCGCGGUUAGUAGAGCAGUGGGUGGGGCUUACGGAGGAGAGAAACGCAGUGCUGGUUCCAGCGCCGGGCAGCGGCAUCCCCGGAGCUCCAGCACAGUGGACGCCCUCUGCUGGAAUGGAGGCUCAUAUCCCUGUUCUGUUUCUGGAUCUUAAUGCUGAUAAUCUAACAGUGAGUGAACAGCUGACCGGUCCUCACGCUGCAGGAAUUAACUCUAUACUGCCCAAAGAGCACGGCAGCCAGUUCUUCUACCUGCCCAUCAUCAGACACAGUGAUGACGAGGUAAGUGCGACCUGUUCCUGGGAUUCCUCCAUCCACGACUCCAUCUACCUGAACCGCGUGACGGCCCCCACCGAGCGCAUCUACCUGAUCAUUAAAGCCACGGUGCAGCUCAGCCACCCCGCCUCCAUGGAGCUCGUCCUGCGCAAGAGAAUCGCCGUCAACAUCUACAACAAACAGAGCUUCACGCAGAGUCUGAAGAGGAGGAUGUCUCUGAAGAACGUUCUGCACUCCUGUGGGGUCACUUACGAAAUCGUCUCCAACAUACCGAAGGCGUCGGAGGAGCCGGAGGAGAGGGAGACGCUGGCGUUGAUGGCGGCUCGAGGGGAGGUGGAGGAGACGCAGGACGGAGAGACUUACAUCGAGAAAUACACCAGAGGAGUUCUAGAGGUGGCAAAUAUCCUGUGCCUCGAGAGACUGCGGCAGGCGGUGACGGUGAAAGAAGCUAUUUCUGCUAAAAGUAAACACAUCCGGAGAAGCCUGAGCACCCCCAACGUCCAGCACACGUCGUGCUGUAAGUCGGAUGGGACAGGCUGUGAGGAUGAAGAUCUGAAGGGUCAGUGUGAGGUCCAGCAGGAGGUUCCAGACUCUCCGUUCCACGAGGCUUUUGCUGCAGCUCCGGGGAAAGACACGCCAAUCAAAAACAAGGAAAAUCACGGGUGUGUUCCAGAGAGCCCCACCUUCUUCAGCUCCAGCCCGUUUAAAGCCCUCUCCCCCCAGCCGCCCAAAUUCCUCAAGUCCCUGAUGCCGGUGAGGGAGGAGAGCAAAGCCAAGCGCUCGCUGGAGGCACGCCCCCUGCUGGGACAGGAGAGCAUGCGCUGGUUAGUGGAAGGCUCUGUGUUGCCCCGCCCCCGGGCACGGAGUGAAGGCCACAGCAGCAUCGCAAACCACACCCCCCUCAGGGUCACACCAACACACACUGCUGAUUCGGAGGAGGAGGAGCCUGAGCCGCACCCUGAAGCACUGGAUCAUCCUCGCCUGGGCUCUCUUCCGAACUUCCAGCCGUACGUUCCUGAAGACUUCGCCAACUUCGAGGUGUACAACGCCAGCCUGGAGACCCAAGAGCCCUCCUCCCUCUGUGGGGGCGUGGCCUCUUGUCCAGGUAACAAGGGGGCGGAGAAAGAGGUGUCCCGUAGCCCCACCUCCAGCAGCUGCACCAGUGGCUACUUCUCUCACAGCGCCUCCAACGCCACGCUGUCGGACGCUCCGUUCGCAGGCAGCGACAGCUCCGACCAGCUGAGCUCCGGCUCCAGGGACCCGGCGGAGCCGCCACCCAGCAACCACUGCACUGGUGAGAGCGGGCACUGCCAGCCUGGCACGACCCACUCCUCCCAGAACUGCUCGCCCAACCGGUCCAACCAGUGCUGCGUCCUCAGCGUCAGCCAGGAGUUCACCGACUUCAAAGGAGCUGGAGAUGGUCUGGGCUUCAGCUUCGAUUCUGUUUGGCAGGCGGACCAAUCAAACUCCAGUACCGCACCAGCCAACGACCAAGAGCAACCACCGCCACCGUGCCACCUCCACAAUGGUAAAGACUCCCCCACCUCAUCCUCAUCCUCCAGCACCACGCCCACCCACCCUGAAGACCACAGCCCAGAAGAUGAAGAUCACCUGACCGAGAAGACCGGUAAGACCGCGGGGCCGCCCUGCUCCCCAGCUCCCGAGGACGGGGACGAGGGGGCGCCGACGGUCCAGCUCCCGGACUGGAUGGCCCCCGGGGAGCAGGUGUGGGUGGGCCCCCAGAGUGGGACGGUGCACUACGUGGGCGGGGUGGAGUUCGCUCAGGGCAUCUGGGUAGGAGUGGAGCUGGACCGCGCUGUAGGUAAACACAACGGCACGGUUCAGGGCCGGGUGUAUUUCCGCUGUGCUUCGGGUCACGGUGUGUUCACCAGGCCGGCGUGGCUCAGCAGAGUUCCUCCAGCCGAGGACGUGGAUCCAUCACCUCCACAGCCUGUUCUGAUUUAGAGCUACAAUACACUCUCUGAUUAACGAGGGAAAGGAGAGGCUAACCCCCCAACCCAACCCCCGGGUUAUGGACAGCAGAAUUCAGCAUCCGGUUUAAAACCGUGGAGAAGGAAAUUGGAUUCACUGUGUCCUUUAUUCUCUCUCUUUCUCUCCAUCCUUUUUUCUCUCCAUGGACAAAUCUGUGUAUUUUUAGCUAUAGAACUGUUCAAGCAUCCUCCUCCUCCUCUUCCUCCUCGAA
Messenger RNA from Astyanax mexicanus (Mexican tetra), 6441 nucleotides. RefSeq names its product kinesin family member 13A (gene kif13a). Gene Ontology annotation, cellular component: adherens junction. Gene Ontology annotation, biological process: regulation of protein localization; microtubule-based movement. The record is from RefSeq and is a predicted model, not a curated record. Lineage: Eukaryota; Metazoa; Chordata; Actinopteri; Characiformes; Acestrorhamphidae. The coding region runs from base 567 to 6203 and encodes 1878 amino acids. The transcript is spliced from 40 exons. Gene Ontology annotation, molecular function: ATP binding; microtubule motor activity; microtubule binding.